AUAAUCAAAUCUAUAAAAAGCACCAUAAAAGCCUAAAACCCUUCCUUAGCUUUUACUCUUUCAAAUCUUAGCUCUUCCCAUGGCAAAUUCGCUCACUCGCUGAUCUUAAAAUCCAUAUUUAUUUUCUUCGAAAACCCUUUUUCUUGUUUUUUCUUAUCACUAAAAUCCCGCAAUGGAUUCUCUUCAUGAUUCAAUAUCAGCGGCGAACGCGGCGGCCGCUGCCAACGGCAACACCGUGCCGCCGUUUCUCAGCAAAACCUACGAUGUGGUGAAUGACCCAUCGACCGACUCCGUCGUGUCGUGGAGUAGCGGUAAUAACAGUUUUGUUGUCUGGAAAGUGCCGGAGUUUGCAAGGGAUCUUUUGCCCAAGUAUUUUAAGCACAAUAACUUCUCCAGCUUUGUCAGGCAGCUCAAUACAUAUGGUUUUAGAAAAGUUGACCCUGACCGCUGGGAAUUCGCUAAUGAGGGGUUCCUACGAGGUCAGAAACAUCUAUUGAAAACUAUCAGCAGGCGGAAACCUCCUAAUGUCCAGAGUAAUCAGCAACCUCAAGUUCAGAACUCAUCUGUUGGAGCUUGCAUUGAGGUCGGGAAGUUUGGUAUUGAAGAGGAGGUUGAAAGACUUAAGAGGGACAAGAAUGUUCUCAUGCAGGAACUUGUUAGGUUGAGGCAGCAGCAGCAAACAACGGAUAACCAGUUGCAAACUGUUGGCCAGCGUGUACAGGUGAUGGAGCAGAGGCAGCAGCAAAUGAUGUCUUUUCUUGCCAAGGCUAUGCAAAGUCCGAGUUUCUUAGGCCAGCUUGUACAGCAGCAAAAUGAAAGCAACAGGCGCAUUACUGGAGCAAACAAGAAGAGGAGACUCCCCAGGCAGGAUGAAGAAAAUUUAGCUGGUGAAAAUGGUGCCGUAUCUGCUAAAGGGCAGAUUGUAAAGUUCCAGCCUUCACUGAAUGAGGCAGCGAAGGCGAUGCUGCACCAGAUAAUGAAGAUGAAUACAUCACCUAGUUUGGACCCUUCGAUAAAUAAUUCGGGUUCAUUCUUGAUUGAUGGUGUUCCUCCUUCCAAUGCACCGGACAGCAGGAGCUCGUCCAGUCGGAUUUCAGGUGUGACACUUUCAGAAGUCCAACCAGCUUCUGCGCAAUCUUAUCUGCAAGCGGAAUCAGGUUUUCCUGACACUUGUCUGUCAGCUGCCGCUCAUUUAACAUCCGAGCAUACUAAUGUGGAUCAAAUUUCUCGGAUAAAUGAGCAUAAGUCUCAGAAACAUGGAGUUAUUCCAAAUGUUUCUCAAAUGCAAGGAACUAUGCCUGAUAGCACAGUUGGACUUACUGACAGAAGUUUGGCAGGAUCUGAGAGAGGCAAUGCGGAGUAUCUUGAUCCACUGUUAGACGUUUUGGAUGGUACAAUGCCCGUAGAAACUGAUAAUUUUUCUGCCGAUCAUGAUAUGGACAUCUUACUCAAUGGAUCUCCUGAACUUCCAGCAAUUAAUGACGUUUUUUGGGAGAAGUUUCUUGCAACAAGCCCUCUAACCGGGGACACCGAUGAAAUUAGUUCAAGCUCACUUGAAAAUGGUGCAAACCUGGAACAACAGCAAGCACCGGUGAGGCAAGAGAACGGAUGGGAUGGAAUUCAUCAUAUGAACCAUCUUACCGAGCAAAUGGGCCUUCUUUCAUCAAAUGGCCAGAUCAGAGGUUGAUGAUGAUCUAUGAUGCGGUCAAGAAAAGCUUUUUAAUUCAAAGAGAAAUGGUUUGUUGUUGAAAGGGGUUAUUUUUGGUGUUACUACAUGUACCAAUAACAUAAAUGCAUUGGAAAUGGUUAUCCAAAUACAUAUGUAUGAUGUUUCUCGACUAUACUUAUCAUCUUACAAAUAUGUUGUCUUUUGCACCUGUUUUACCCGUAGAUGAAUUCUAGGAAGAAGGAUCUUUUCGUAUGGCCCUCACUUGCCCGCUA
Gossypium raimondii (Peruvian cotton) is the source of this 1941-nucleotide messenger RNA. RefSeq names its product heat stress transcription factor A-1e. Gene Ontology annotation, cellular component: nucleus. Gene Ontology annotation, molecular function: RNA polymerase II cis-regulatory region sequence-specific DNA binding; DNA-binding transcription factor activity. NCBI's taxonomy places the organism in Eukaryota, Viridiplantae, Streptophyta, Magnoliopsida, Malvales, Malvaceae. Bases 173 to 1687 code for a protein of 504 amino acids. Gene Ontology annotation, biological process: regulation of transcription by RNA polymerase II. The record is from RefSeq and is a predicted model, not a curated record. The transcript has 3 exons.